CAUAAACAGACCGAGUGCCUUUAAAUCCUCCGUCGAGCGGAGCAGGUGGGCGUUCCGCUGCUGCUGUUAGAGCUGCUGAGCGCAUUCGCCUCAGAAAUACUGCACAAAUAUCAUCAGCUCGUGCUCGACGCUUUAGUGAAAUGCUGCAGCUCAAUGACAGUGUAAUAACGCUAGAUCCUGAAAGCCCGGGCGCGGCGGUCCUACUGUCGGCGGACUGUGACGAUGGGCUGGAGGUGUCGGCCCGGGCUGGGGCUUCAGUGGCCUGCUGCUCCUCGCUCCAGACCCUCACGCCUUUCCAUGUCCACAACCCGACCAUGCGAGCUAAAGUCAAAGACUAUUUUGUCUUUAGGCCAGGAACCAUCGAGCAGGCGGUCAACGAUAUCCGCACAGUCGCUUUGCCUUCAGAAGAUGGAGAGGUUCUUAGCGUGUGGUUGCUAGCAGAAGUUGAUCACUGGAAUAAUGAAAAAGAGAGACUGGUACUUAUAACUGAGAGGUCUUUAUUGGUGUGCAAAUACGACUUCAUAAACCUCCAGUGUCAGCAGGUGGUCAGAAUUUCCUUGAACGCUGUGGACACCAUCUCUAUUGGCGAGUUUGAGUUUCCUCCAAAAUCCCUCAACAAGAGAGAAGGAACUGGAAUCCGUGUUCAAUGGGAUAAAAGACCGAGAGCUUCAUUCAUGAACCGCUGGAACCCCUGGUCCACCGACAUCCCCUACGCCACCUUCACUGAACACCCCAUGGCACACGCAGAUGAAAAGGUGGCUUCCCUCUGCCAGCUUGAGAAUUUCAAGACCCAGCUCAUCCAGGCUGUGAAAAAAGCUCACAAGGAAUACCCCAUCCCAGGACGGGCCAAUGGAGUCCUGAUACUGGAGCGGCCUCUCCUGAUCGAGACUUACCUGGGCAUCAUGUCCUUUAUCAACAACGAAGCCAAACUGGGCUACGCCAUGACCAGGGGAAAAAUCGGCUUUUAACUAAUCAAUUCUUCCACCGUCUCAAUCAGUCUCCAGUUCUGAGUACAACUGCUACACUUGAGUAUGUGAGUCCAGUACAUACUGCUUGUUUUGUUGUGUGUUUUUGGGGAUGUGUAUAGCUGUGUUUCCCAACCCUGCUCCUGAAGGCACACCAACAGUCCACAUUUUCAACCUCUCCUUAAUCAAACACACCUGAAUCAACUUAUCAUAACAUCAGAAGAGACUCCAACACCUGAAGUUAAUGGGUCAGAAAAGGGAGACAUCCAAAAUAUGUACUGUUGGUGUGCCUCCAGGAACAGGGUUGGGAAACACUGGUGUAUAGUGUGUGAAAUGUGCCAGGAAGAUCCCAAUGCCAAUAUCAAUUUACAAAGCCUUUCUAAUGUGCCCGAAUGGUUUGAAGCUGCGGUUUGUGUGUGUUAUAAUAAGCAUGCUGUUUAUUUUUACCAAAUGAGUUGACUGAAUAGCUGAAGGAAGAACUGUUGAGUUAAGGUUUACGGUUCCCUUGACCCUGUGUUUGCACAAGUGGUACGUUCUUUAUUAGACUAAGCACUGAAAUCAAGAACGAGGAGUUCCAAUAUUUAUUAAACUUGAUGCAUCAACUUAAAAAUGCAAUAUUCAUGGAAGGAUUCUACCCAAAUCAACUGAAGUACCUGCAUUUGUUUGGUUUUAGCCUAUUAUAUAGGAUACAGCUUACCAAUUGAUGACUUGGUUGUUGGGUGAUUAGUCGUUUAGUCAAUUAUCAUGAUCCAUCCCUACUCUUUGACCAUAAGGUGCAGUUAAAUUUACCAUCGUUUGGAAGAAUUGUAGUGUGUAAAAUGUAGUCAUUUCAAUAGAAAUGCAUGUAUCAUUAUAUAUCAGUGCUUCCCACACUUAGACUUUACUUUGCCGGGCUGCCCAAGUAUAUUUGGUGACAAUUUAUUUUUUUUUACUAUUAUUAACAUCAUUUUACACCUUUUUUUUUGUAUCCGCGCAAGAUAACUAAACACAGCAAUUGAUUAACCAGUGUAAAAUAUUUUCAUCCUGCACGUUUCGUACUGCUUUUUCUGUGUGUGUGAGAACCAUCAGCACUCCCACACACAGUCUCAUGUGCUCUGCAGACCCACAGAGGCAUGACUUUUUUUGGGACUUGAAAAUGCAUCCAGCUGGGGUUGACUUUUGCUUUCUAAAGCUGUUGUUAAUUGUAUGCCUUUUUGCAUUACCUUUUUAUUUGAGCCUACUUUUUUGUGUUGGCUUCACAGCUGAGAGCGCACACAGCCACGAGAGCGAGCAAGAGAAACAUUCUUUCAUCUAAAUGACUCAGAAAAACUUUACAAUAUACUCUGAGCGGAGGAAAUGACUUAUAAACCGGCUGCAAAAUAUAUGUACACCAAUGGAAAUGGUCAAUCGGAUCUAACCAGAGAUAUUGUCUGUUUUUAUUCUUCUUUUUCUUUCAUUUAUUUCUCAUUAGCUGUAUAUUUUAUUAAUUUGAUGAUGCUAAUAUAUUACACAUAUUAUACAUGUACCUAAAUGCUUUGGCAAGACUGUACAAAAUGUCAUGUCAAUAAAGUAACCUGAGAGAGAUAGAGAGCAACUUUAAGCAGUGGGUUCACAUGGCUCCUGAAUAGCAUACAAGAGAAAUAGAUUUCUUUUUUGUUUGUUUGUUUCAACAGCCUUUAAAAACUUUAACCCAUUGAAUAGAAAGUGUAUAACAGUGUCAUAAUAAAUGAAAAUAUUGUAUUAAAAAAAAUCACAUUAUUUUUAUUUAGUCGCAUGCCCUGAAAACAAGUUUUUCUACCAAGCCUGUAAUGGUAAUUUCUGUUUCUACUAAUAAACAGCGCCCACUAAACUCUGAGUCCAAGCUGCAGUAGUUGAGAGAUGUUUUUGAUGAACACCACAGCGACGGUGAGUUCUUAAUAAAUGAUUCUGCUUUGAAGAUACCUGGAAAUCUUCCUGGUUUGUCUAUUCUUCAAAUUCACAACGCCGUUAACCAUUUAUGUGCCAUGGUUAAAAGCUGUUUCAAUCCAGCUACCACCACAAGUACAUAUCAAACCUGUGGGAAGCACUGAUAUGCGCAUGGAUUUGUUCACAGUGCAUUUAGAAAAUAGAUGUGCUGAGUUUUCAUUUGGAGUUUGGAAUAGUCUGUUUUUUUCAUUCAUGUUACAAUCAGAAUUUUCAGGCUAAUCUUUCUAGAAUUUGGGGUUUCUAACUUGCAACUCUGACUUUUCCCCCUCAGAAUUCCUAGAUGUGUAAUUCUGAGUUUAUUAUCUUAUGUGUUUAUAUUCAGACUUUUUACUGCUUGUUCAAAUGACUUAUUUAAAAUGAGCUGAAUCAACACAAUUCCUUUUGGUGAAACUUAAUUGUUUUAUGUUCAAUCCACUUAAAUUUGUAAAAACCAUUAAGUUAACUUAAUGUAUUUGUGUUGGGACAACACAAAGGAAAUGUGUGGAAGCAAGCUUUUUUUAUGAGUUUAUUUAAUAAGUGUUUUAUAACUUGAAAUAUUGAGGUAUUAUUUGGAAUUUAACUCUAUUUAUUUCAUUUUUUCCCUCAGAAUUGAGUCAUGGCUGAGAAAAGUCUCAAUGGUGUAUUAAAAAAAAAAAAACCAACAUGACCUUAUUUAUUUACAUAUUCCCUUGCAAAAACGAGCUUUCAUACCGUUUGCACUAAGACAAUGAAUCCCAGUUCUGCAAUUGUAAUGUAAAAGAUUCAAGUACUCAUUACUGUAACAAUAAAUCUGAACACAGCUACAUUCAAUCAUUCAAGUCAACCUAAUUUAAUCAUUAAAACCAUCACCAAUUAUUACCAUCCCUAACACCCUUUUCAAAAUGAGAAUUGAUCAGCGUCAGAUUAUUCACAGAACAGAAAAUGCUUCUCCAAACUCUAUAAUCCACAUUAUUGGUUUAAAAUAAGUCAAAGCGAGUGUGUUAAGUGUCCACGUGAAACAACUGCCUGACAUUUAUGUUCACUCUGCGUUUACGGUCCACGUGCCUGCAGUUUUCUAAGCGACUUUCAGGUCUUAUCUGGUAGUUCUGUUACUUGUGCAAUAUUUUGAUUAUGUUUUACUCUUUUUCAAAUGUUUGUAUCUUCCUCAAGCUACACAAAAUGUGGAUGAUACCUGACAUAAAGCUGAAAUGAAGAAUUUGAAGAAAUGCUGUUACUCCUCAGGUGAUGGUCAACAGAUUGGCUUAAAUGACGGGUUUUUCCUGCUGAUGAGCACUUUACGGGUUCAAGUAUUUUUUCACACGAGAUGCACUUUUGUUGGCCAAUUUCUCUCUCUCUUUUUUUCUUUUGCUAUGCAUUGAGAAAUAGUGGAGUCCUUGUUAAUAUGUCAGAUUUUUUUUGUUAAAGGGAUAGUUCAGCCAAAAAAAUUCCGCCAUCAUUUAUUCACUCCAAACAUGUUUGAGUUUCUUUUUUUGGUUAAACAUAAAGGAAGAUAUUCUGAAGAAUGUUGGAGAAAACAGCUAUUAACUUCGAUAGUUUUUUCCUCAGAUUCAGAAUAUCUUCCUAACCAAACAAAAGAAAGAAAUUCAUAAACGUUUAGAACCACGUGAGUAGCGAUGAUGAGAUUUUUGGGUGAACUAUCCCUUUUCACAGACACCAGUGUGUGUUUUCUAUGCCUUUUGUUUUAAUGUAAAAGUUAUGCAUGAAGAUUCUGCCUGCAACUGGUUUGGUGUUCGAUUUGUUGAUCACAGAUGAUCAAUUCCCCAAGAUGUAUGCACUUUUCCCUCUGCUCUAUAUUUAUUUAAAUAUUCAUUAAUCCAUUUCUAAUUAAUCUAUUAGCUAAAUCAAGCCAAUUCAGCUCUGAACUCUUCCAAUUCAGGUUUUUGUUCACAAUCAGUCUGGAUUUACCUCCGAUUACACUGAUAUUAGUUUGUUUCUCGUAAUAAUUUAUGUAAUUUAAAAACAUGCUUUAAUUAAAUGACUGUUCUUUUAAUGCA
Messenger RNA from Danio aesculapii, 4882 nucleotides. It is a transcript of the gene tprg1l, whose product is annotated as tumor protein p63 regulated 1-like. The coding region runs from base 141 to 968 and encodes 275 amino acids. The transcript has 6 exons. Gene Ontology annotation, cellular component: cytoplasm. Lineage: Eukaryota; Metazoa; Chordata; Actinopteri; Cypriniformes; Danionidae. The record is from RefSeq and is a predicted model, not a curated record.